UAUAAAAGACAUCAUCGUGUGAGAAAGGUGAGCCCGCGGGUCCAUGCCGGAAGAAAAAACUGUGUUGUCUAUCGACAAACAGACUUUGAAUCGCAACGCUCCUGUAUUGAUCGGACAGUUCUGAAAAGAGCGUAGCAGAGACUAAGUAUGUCGACAAGCAAUAUGAAAAGAACCAGGAUGGGUUCCCAGAAAAGUGUCGAGACACCAAUGAACAAUGUUUACACUGGUCGUCGACAAAGCCUUAUCGAAGAUGCCCGAAAUGCUUCGUUUGACUACUCGGCGUUACCGAGCCCUUCCGAAGAUGAGGUAUUUCACGAGUUCAAUGACGACAGUCCAGUGAUAUCACCAAGUGAGCGAGUGAAACGUAUGGCGAUCACCUUUGGCCUUUCAGAAGGUUGCUAUGCAGCUGCUUUAGGAAAUGCUUUGAAGAUAUUUGAGUUUUAUGGCUGUAUAGCUAGACUGGAGGUCUAUAUUAUCUCGUUGAUCAGUGUUUGUAAGUUUGAUAGGGAAGCCACUUUACUUCAUAUAGAGUCAAGGCCAUCGAAGACAAUUGAUGAAGUUCAUGAGUUUUACAUAAAGUGCGAGGCAAGAAUCCACGUAUGCAAGAAUCUUGUAGCAUCCUUGAAAGAAGUGGCAAGUCACGUGACUCUACAUGACGAAAAAAUUAAGAAAGACAAAAAAGAAGUUCCUUGGUUUCCUAAGAAGAUAUCAGAGCUUGAUAAAUGUACGCAUCUUAUGACUCAAUAUGAACCAGAUUUGGAUUCAGAGCAUCCUGGUUUCUCGGACAAGAAUUAUAGAGAAAGAAGAAAAGAAAUAACAGAAAUUGCCUUCAACUAUAAACAUGGACAAGUUAUUCCGAGAGUGGAGUACACAAAGGAAGAAACUAAAACAUGGCGUGUGGUUUAUAGAAGUUUGAAAGAGACUUAUCCAACUCAUGCUUGCAGCCAACACAACAGAGUAUUCAGACUACUGGAAGAACGAGGUCUUUAUAGUGAAAACAAGAUACCUCAACUGGAAGAUGUAUCAAACUUCAUAAAACAGCAAACGGGCUUCCAGCUCCGACCAGUUGCUGGUCUACUAUCGGCGAGGGAUUUUCUAGCCAGUCUUGCAUUUCGUGUGUUUCAGUGCACGCAAUACAUCCGUCAUUCGUCGUCCCCAAUGCAUACUCCUGAACCUGAUUGUUGUCACGAGCUGCUUGGGCACGUGCCCAUACUUGCAGACCCAAAUUUUGCUCAGUUUUCUCAGCAAAUUGGAUUAGCUUCGCUGGGGGUCUCCGAUGAUGACAUAACAAAAUUGGCAACAUUGUACUGGUUCAGUGUGGAAUUUGGUCUCUGCAAGCAGGAUGGUGAGAUCAAAGCUUACGGCGCAGGACUGUUAUCGGCAUAUGGCGAACUGCUGUAUGCGUUAUCAGACGAACCAGAGCAGCGACCUUUCAACCCAGACACCACUGCUCUUCAAGAAUACCGUGACGACUGCUAUCAGCCAGUUUAUUUCGUAGCUGAAAGCUUUGAAGACGCAAAACAUAAACUGAGAGAGUAUGCUGCUAAGCUGGAUCGUCCCUUCGAAGUGCGAUAUAAUCCAUUCAACCAAACCAUCGAUGUAUUGGACAACAAAGAGAAAAUACAGGCCAUGGCAAACAGCCUUCAAGUUGAAAUCAAUGCACUGUGUUGUGCUAUGGCUAAAAUAGACUGAAUACGUAGUGCGACCAAUCUGUGACGUGACAUUUUGUCACGUGACUUAUUGCGGCCUGUCAGAACAAAUGUCAUAUACAUGUUGACCAAUGAAAAUAUGUGUUUCAAAAUCGAUCUGUAUCUUGACGUGCAUAAUUAGAAAAGGGUUGUACGUAGUUAGAUUUUGUAGGAUUCUAAAUGAAUUGAAUAAAUAGAUCAAUUAUCAUA
Messenger RNA from Saccoglossus kowalevskii, 1898 nucleotides. Its product is annotated as tyrosine hydroxylase. NCBI's taxonomy places the organism in Eukaryota, Metazoa, Hemichordata, Enteropneusta, Harrimaniidae. Gene Ontology annotation, biological process: dopamine biosynthetic process from tyrosine. Gene Ontology annotation, molecular function: tyrosine 3-monooxygenase activity; iron ion binding. Gene Ontology annotation, cellular component: axon; perikaryon; cytoplasm. The record is from RefSeq and is a predicted model, not a curated record.